ACAUCUAGUCACUUUAACAUCAGCUAACAUCAUAGGUUUUGUUUUUUAAGCCCCUCAAAAGUGUCACCAAAAAGAGAAAGAAGACUGAGAUGGAUCCGCAUCGGGUAAACUGCAAAUUACUUGCUGCCAGUGUGCUGCUGCUUACAUUGUACCACAGCACCACUGCUGCUGUUAGCAUGAAGGAACACCUGGCUGAUUGUCUGGAGGACAAAGACUACGAUGAACUGCUGCAGACUAUGAAGAACAGCUCCCUACACAUAAAUACAUCUCAUCAUGUUGUUAUUGUUGGAGCUGGCGUGGCUGGACUGACGGCUGCCAAACUACUGCAAGAUGCAGGACACAAGGUAACCAUAAUAGAGUCUAGUGGUCGUGUUGGAGGACGGGUGGAGACCUACAGGAAUGAAGAAGAGGGCUGGUAUGCUGAACUGGGAGCCAUGAGGAUCCCAAGUACUCACCAAAUCGUCCGUUGGUUUGCGGACGACCUAAAGGUCAAGCUGAAUAAAUUCAUCAUGUAUGACCCCAACACCUUUUACUUGGUUAAUGGGUUGUUGAAGAAGACGUACACAGUGCAAAAUGACCCUGACGUUCUGAAGUACAACGUGCAGCCAAGUGAGAAAGGGAAGUCGGCCGACGAACUGCUACAAAAAGCUUUGCAGAAGGUGAAAGAUUACGUGCAGACUCAUGGCUGUGAGGCUGCGCUGAAAAAAUAUGACCACUACUCUGUGAAGGAGUAUCUGAAAGAAGAAGGAGAUCUGAGUUCAGAAGCAAUACGGAUGAUUGGAGACCUUCUUAACGAAGAGAGCCUUAUGUACACAGCACUGACAGAGAUGAUCUAUGACCAGACUGACAUCAAUGACAACACUACGUAUUAUGAAGUGACUGGUGGAUCAGACCUUCUCCCGAAAGCUUUUCUUAAUGUCCUGGAUGUUCCUAUUCUCCUCAACUCCAAGGUCAAAAAAAUAAGCCAGUCAAACAGAGGUGUAAUAGUAUCGUACCAGACAGGACAACAGUCAUCUUUGACAGAUCUUUCAGCUGAUGUUGUCCUGGUAACAACCACAGCCAAAGCAGCCCUCUUCAUUGACUUUGAUCCACCUCUCUCCAUCAGAAAGAUGGAGGCACUGAGGGCAGUCCACUAUGACAGCUCCACUAAAAUCAUCCUCACCUUCAGCGAGAAGUUCUGGGAGAAGGACGGCAUCCGAGGAGGAAAGAGCAUCACCGACUGGCCCUCUCGUUUCAUCUACUACCCCAGCCACAGUUUCUCAACCAAUGAGAACAUUGGCGUUCUACUGGCCUCCUACACCUGGUCUGAUGAAUCCCUCCUUUUCUUAGGUGCGAGCGAUGAAGACCUGAAAGAGCUGGCUCUGAGAGAUUUGGCAAAGAUCCACGGCGAGAGGGUCAAAUCUCUCUGCACAGGGGUGGUGGUGAAACGGUGGAGCGCGGAUCCUCACAGCUUGGGUGCCUUCGCUCUCUUCACACCCUACCAACAUUUAGAGUACUCUAAAGAGCUCUUCAGAAGUGAAGGCAGGGUGCACUUUGCAGGUGAACACACAGCUUUUCCUCACGCUUGGAUCGAGACAUCUAUGAAAUCUGCAAUCAGGGCUGCUACCAACAUUAACAAAGUGUCAGCUAGAACGCAUCACCACGACGAGCUCUAGGGUCUACUUUCUAGGUCAAUCAAUAUUAUCAAAGUACUGAAAUGUCUGUGUCAAAUUUUAUCUUACACUUGGUGAUUGCAUUCCUUCCUUAGGAGUAAGGCUCAUUGUGAUUGUCCAUACACCAUGCAGUUCUAAUCUGCAUCAAACUGGUGGAUUUUUGGCAGUUACUGAUGGCUUUUUGUUCCUAGGCAAAAUCCUAUUCCGAUAUAAUUAAUUUCCAAAACAGCUUUUGUGAUAACUGCCUCUAAAAAUCAAUAGUACGUGCACCACUAACACUGCUUUUACCUUGAUGUUUGGCUGCAAUUUCAAAACCUGACACACUUCCCGGGGGCCUGGUCUUUACUCGCAAGUUAACUAGCAGUUUUAAAUUAAAUUAUAUAGAUCAUAGCGUAUAUAGAUUUUACCAACAAGACACAUUUUUUAUCUUUUUCAUUUUUGUUACAAUAUGCUUUUUGAUUGUUUAACUCUUUUUGGCCAACAUUGGUAUUGUUGGUUGUUAAACAGUUAAUAAUUAACAAACCUUCAAUUAACUUCCAAACUUUAUGUGCAUCAGGAUUUUUAACAUUUUCAGAAGGCAUUCAGUCAAGAUAUAAUCAUUGGCAAAACACAGUAAUCUUCAAAAAAACAAACCA
Molecule: messenger RNA, 2287 nt
Organism: Perca fluviatilis (European perch)
Lineage: Eukaryota; Metazoa; Chordata; Actinopteri; Perciformes; Percidae
Product: L-amino-acid oxidase-like
Exons: 8
Coding region: 90-1655 (521 amino acids)
Biological process (GO): amino acid catabolic process
Molecular function (GO): polyamine oxidase activity; L-amino-acid oxidase activity
Source: RefSeq, a predicted model, not a curated record